Messenger RNA from Suillus fuscotomentosus, 1629 nucleotides. RefSeq lists its product as uncharacterized. The transcript has 16 exons. Bases 1 to 1629 code for a protein of 542 amino acids. The record is from RefSeq and is a predicted model, not a curated record. NCBI's taxonomy places the organism in Eukaryota, Fungi, Basidiomycota, Agaricomycetes, Boletales, Suillaceae.
AUGUCAAUAUUGAUAGAUUCAAAUAAUAUCAGACAGCUCAGGUAUUUCAAUGCAAUUCUGCAGUUCCAGUCUCUCCAUGUAUCAGAAUAUCUAGUAGAUACUUGCUUAUUCCAAAUCACAAUUGACAACCCAGUGCUGCACCGAAAUCUGCACUGGCUGCCAGUGGAACAGAAUCCUCUCUCCAACAAGGCAGCCCAAGCAACCUCUACAGCAACAUCAACUCGCCCUACCCCCAAUGAGCCUCUUUUGUGUUCUUCUUCCAAUGCACUUCCUUCGUGUCCUUCCUCCAAAGCACCUCCUUCUCAUCCUCCUUCGAAAGUGUUGAUUUCGAACCAUACUUUCGGAGAACCUCAGUUCUCACAUGUGCUUGAUGAACAGGCUGGGAUAGGAGACCAGGAGCAAGUGGGCAGUAGAUCUGGUGAGACUGACAUGAGAAAGGGCGAGGACAUGCACUACUUGGGAAACAAGCUUAAAGUAGUUGGUCACACAAUCACUCAUCCUUCUCCUGAACAUCAGAGCUCAGCAACCAAUUCCAUGCAAACAGAUCGAUUGAAGACUAGCUACAGCAAGUCUAAUGAGUGUCAUAACAACAGGGCCACAGGACAUCAGAAGCAACAAGGGAAAAACAAUGCUACCUCUCACAAAUCUGUGACAAAUGCACCAUGGUCCACACACAACAACAGCAAAGACAAUGACGACAAUGACGACAAUGACAGCAGUGGCAACAGCAAAUCAUUGCAAGUGCCACAUACUUGUGUCAAAUUCAUAAAGAACAACCUUCCCCCAGGCUUGCCCCAUGAUUUUGAUGCCCUCAUUGUGCCGAUGUGGAUUGAUUUUAUUUCCACCCUCGACAACAUCGACUUUGGAGAGCGCACAAAGAUCGUAAUCGCAAAGUAUAUUGAGGAACAAGGCUGGACAUCUGACGAGAUUCAACAAGUAGUUGCAUACAUAGUUCCCGAGGAAAUUACAUUGGUCAACAAGAAGGGACAGAAGAAUUAUUAUGGUGCUUUCGAGGACCAAUGCAUCCUUGAUACAUUUGUGCUAUAUCUUGAGCAUGUUCACUGCCUCCCAACUACAUACUGUUCUGGAAACAUGCCGAAGGGCACACUGUCUAUCGCCACAGUCACAGUCGAACAAACAUGGAAUAUGUGGAAGACGAGGCAUUUUGUUCAACCAACCAAGGCUUCUCAGCGCCAAUUUGCAGAAGGACUCUGGAGCUACAGCACAGAGCUCAUCAUGGAGUCCAUUGACGGAGCCACUCAUUGUGAAUGGAAGAAGAUCUUCAAGGGUGCGGCUCCAUUCAUCAAUGCUCAUCGGAAACAACUGACUCAGCGCAUGCAGUUACAGGCUAAGGCCUGGCAUAAAUAUGUUCCGUCCACAACACUAUCAAACUUAUUUGUUUUCAAGAAAGGGUGUGACAAACAUCUGAUGCUGCUUGACAUCAUGGUGAGAGAUAUUCCACAUGCUAAGUUUGUGUUCUUAUCAUUUGCCCAGCCACUCUUUGGCGACCUCUUCAUUGAAGUUCGCACAUCUUCAUGUGGUCAUGGCCGCUUCACCUUGUCCACUGUCAUCCAUGUCUCAGUGGCAAGCUCAUUUUAUCUGGUUAACCGUUUCAAGGCCAUGCACUGA